This is a messenger RNA of Thalassophryne amazonica, 2348 nucleotides long. It is a transcript of the gene get3, whose product is annotated as guided entry of tail-anchored proteins factor 3, ATPase. Gene Ontology annotation, molecular function: ATP binding; ATP hydrolysis activity. NCBI's taxonomy places the organism in Eukaryota, Metazoa, Chordata, Actinopteri, Batrachoidiformes, Batrachoididae. Gene Ontology annotation, cellular component: GET complex. Bases 56 to 1081 code for a protein of 341 amino acids. The record is from RefSeq and is a predicted model, not a curated record. Gene Ontology annotation, biological process: post-translational protein targeting to endoplasmic reticulum membrane. The transcript has 7 exons.
AUGAAAUCCGAGGCUCCGCGAAGGCAGCAGCGCAGCUCGCUUGUACACAGGGAAGAUGGCAGCUUCAUUGGAAGACGAAUUUGAAGAUGCGCCUGAUGUCGAGCCUUUAGAACCGACGCUGAAGAAUAUAAUCGAGCAGAAAUCUCUGAAGUGGAUAUUCGUGGGAGGGAAAGGAGGCGUUGGUAAGACCACAUGUAGCUGUAGUUUGGCUGUCCAACUGGCUGCGGUCAGGGAGAGUGUCCUCAUCAUCUCCACGGAUCCUGCACAUAAUAUCUCUGAUGCUUUUGACCAGAAGUUCUCAAAGGUGCCUACAAAGGUCAAAGGUUAUGACAACCUGUUUGCUAUGGAGAUAGACCCGAGCUUGGGCGUGGCUGAGCUACCUGACGAGUUCUUUGAGGAGGACAACAUGCUCAGUAUGGGUAAAAAGAUGAUGCAGGAGGCCAUGAGUGCCUUCCCUGGGAUCGAUGAAGCUAUGAGCUACGCCGAGGUGAUGAGGUUAGUGAAGGGAAUGAACUUUUCCGUGGUCGUUUUCGACACUGCUCCUACUGGACACACGCUGAGGCUCCUCAACUUUCCCACCAUCGUGGAGCGGGGUCUGGGUCGCCUCAUGCAGAUCAAGAACCAGAUCAGUCCAUUCAUCUCCCAGAUGUGUAACAUGCUCGGACUGGGUGACAUGAAUGCAGACCAGCUGGCUUCUAAACUUGAGGAGACUCUGCCAGUCAUCCGCUCAGUCAGCGAGCAGUUCAAAGACCCUGAACAGACCACCUUCAUCUGUGUGUGCAUCGCCGAGUUUCUGUCCCUAUAUGAGACAGAGCGGCUGAUUCAGGAACUAGCCAAGUGUCGCAUCGACACGCACAACAUCAUCGUGAACCAACUUGUUUUCCCCGACACAGAGAGGCCAUGCAAAAUGUGUGAAGCUCGCCAUAAAAUUCAGUCCAAGUAUCUUGAUCAGAUGGAGGACCUUUAUGAAGACUUCCACAUAAUCAAGUUACCACUGCUGCCACAUGAAGUUCGAGGUGCUGACAAGGUUAACACAUUCUCUAAGCAACUACUGGAACCCUACAAACCCCCAAACAAGUGACAUCCCCGCCCUCUACGGACCACACCUCCACAGGCCACACCCCUCCCAGCUCUCCCCUGCCAGCCUCAAAGCCUGCAGCAACCUCAAAGUGAUCCUCAGCCAUCCAGUGCAGAGCGUGCUCGCCGCCACCGCCACAAGGCGCACAUCCUUCCUGAAGGCGAGCCGCUGAAACACACACAGCGUACGCGACAUGUCAGACAAACGGUACAGAAUUAUUCCAACUCACCAUCUCUGUGACAGGUGUGCUUUAAAAAAAUAUAUUGUAAAUGUAAAAUUCAGACUUUCCAGCUUUGAUGUGAAACUGAAUCAUGAGAUAAAACUGCUUCUGGAUGUGAAGGUUUUCUUUAUUCUCCAGUUUAUUUCAACACAAACACAAUGCAGAAGUCAGUAACUUAAAUCCAUAUUUGUUCAGGUGGAUUCUUACAGAUGUGAUGACGGGAAGAAAAUGGAUUUUAAAAUGUUUAACAAAAAGUCUUAAAUUAUUUUUAUUUUUGAGAAUCUUUGCUAUUACAAUAAUGUAAACCAGAGCAGUUUGUUCUGCAGUCAUUCAGUUACAUAACGAAUCACACAAUUAUACUUUUGUCUAUAAAAACACACUCAUCCCUUUUGUCUUUUAUGACAUUGUUCAGACAGUUAAAAAAAAAUACUUUUUAGUGUCAAAGUGGGGAAAAGAACACUUAAAUAAUCUAAAAGUCAUGAGUUAUAUGAAUACUUUCCCUUCAUUAUCACACUCAUGAUCACUUUUACAGCCUGAUGGUUUCAUAUGAGUCAGACACUUUUUUUUUCUUUUUUUUUUCUUUGUUGUCAUAAAAACAGGAAAUGUUACAAGUGGGAUGAGUACAUUUUACACAAACAGAUUGUCUACAUUUACAGUUUAAAUGGCUUCUUCACUGUCAACUGCAGCGCUUUUGGUGACUGGGGGUCAUAGUUCAUCAUAUCUGUGAUUAAGGUGACGCUGGAUGUGAAAACAGUUUAUUUUGGAGUUGCUGAAUUGUAAAAUUUAAAGGCUCAUUCAGGGGUCACAGGAGAACUGAAGUCAUUAAGAGCUGAUUGUUAAUGAUUUAAGGAGUAGUUACAGCAAAUUUUAUGCAAAUUUCCUGUUUAUUAAAUGAAGUGCGAUUGGCUUAACUUUAUUUUUUAUUCCCAGACGUCAAGCUAAACCCGGAAUCUGUUCAUGUUCUCACUAAACGCUUUUGCAUAAAUCUGUUUUCUACAGAUUUUCUUUAAAUUAUAUUGCGAGUGUUAAAAUAAAACUUUCUUCAGUUGA